This is a messenger RNA of Abrus precatorius (Indian licorice), 1038 nucleotides long. RefSeq names its product protein FAR-RED ELONGATED HYPOCOTYL 3-like. The record is from RefSeq and is a predicted model, not a curated record. NCBI's taxonomy places the organism in Eukaryota, Viridiplantae, Streptophyta, Magnoliopsida, Fabales, Fabaceae. The transcript has 5 exons. Bases 1 to 1038 code for a protein of 345 amino acids.
AUGGAUUUGCGUGAAAAUGAGGAUGGAAACGAAGAGGUUGUUGUUGAGGAAUGCAAUGUUGAUGUGGAAAUGGCAAGUUCAGAUGAAGUUGGUAUGCACAAUGAUAGAAUGUUAAGGUCACAUUGCAAAAUGGAUGAUAGUGAUGUUGAACAAAUGCAGAGAAUAAGGAAGAGUAGUGUUGCAACAUGCAAAAUAUAUAACUCAUUCGUUAACCAAAGAGGAAGUUAUGAUAUGGUUGGGUUUUGCAAAAAAGAUAUGUAUAAUCAAAUUGAGAGAAAUAGAAGAGGAGAGGAUGUGGAUGUAAAAGAGGCAGAAAAAUUCUUCAUAGGCUUGCGCUUUAAGGAUCCCAAGUUGUAUUGGGGUCAUAAGGUUGAUUCUAAUGGGAGAUUGUUGCAUAUGUUUUGGUGUAAUGGUAUAAGUCAAAUUGAUUAUGACAUCUUUAGAGAUGUUGUUGCUUUUGAUGCUACUUGUGGGAGGAAUAAGUAUAAAUGUCCUGUUGAUAAGUGUCCUAAUUGUGUGAUUACUGAUAGUGAUAUAUCAAUGAGGAAUACCAUUAGGAAAGUUUUCCUAACUGUUCAUCAUCGAUUGUAUGGCCGACAUUUAAUGAGGAAUGUGACAUGUAAUGUUUAUAAUGAAAGGUUUAGUAAAUUGUUUAAAGAAUGCAUGCUUGGUGACCUAGAUAUUAAACAGUUUGAACAGAAGUGGGCUUCCGCCACUGAGGAGUGUCAUUUGGGAGGUAAUGUAUGGGUUGAGAAAUUAUAUAAGAAGAAGGAGAUGUGGUGUACUACUUACAUUAUAGGUAAAUUUUUUGUUAGCUUAAGGACAACCUCAAGAUAUGAGGGUCUACAUUCUCAAAUUGUGCAAGUGUACCUGCAGGUUCACUACCUACCAAGUUGGCUCGUGUUAAAUAGGUGGACAAAAAUGGCCAAGAGAAGUUAUAAACAAGAUGACAAUCAAAUGGUAAGAAAUGGCAAUGAAAUCUCAUUGAGGAGGAGUUGGUUUGGACUAUUAUGUGAGAGUGGAAGAUCGAUGUUCUAA